Penaeus chinensis is the source of this 1503-nucleotide messenger RNA. Its product is annotated as legumain-like. NCBI's taxonomy places the organism in Eukaryota, Metazoa, Arthropoda, Malacostraca, Decapoda, Penaeidae. The record is from RefSeq and is a predicted model, not a curated record. Gene Ontology annotation, biological process: vacuolar protein processing. The transcript has 9 exons. Gene Ontology annotation, molecular function: cysteine-type endopeptidase activity. Bases 1 to 1335 code for a protein of 444 amino acids.
AUGAUGAGGCGAGCGCUGGAGAUGCUGACGGUGGCCGCCCUCGUGAUGGCUGUGGGCGGCGACGUGGCAGGGGCGCGGCAGCACAAGGGGGACCUGUGGGCGGUGCUGGUGGCGGGGUCGAGCUACUGGAUGAACUACCGCCACCAGGCCGAUGUGUGUCACGCCUACCAGAUCCUCCAUCAACACGGCGUGCCAGACGACCAUAUUAUUGUCAUGAUGACAGACGACAUCGCGUACAACCCUGAAAACCCCGACCCGGGCGUGAUCAUCAACCGACCCGACGGACCCAACGUGUACGAGGGCGUCCCGAAGGACUACACCGGCGGGAGCGUCACGCCCGAGACCUUCCUGAGGGUGCUGAGGGGCGACGCAGAGGGCUUGAGGGGCGUCGGGUCCGGGAAGGUCGUGCGCAGUGGCCCUGAUGACCGCAUCUUCGUGAACCUGGUGGACCACGGCGCCCCCGGCAUCUUCGGCUUCCCCAACUCUUUCCUGAAGGCCACCGAGCUCAGCGAAACCAUCCUCGACAUGCACCGCAACGGGAAGUUCGGGCAGAUGGUGUUGUACGUAGAGGCAUGUGAAUCUGGCUCAAUGUUCUCCAACCUCCUGCCAGACGACCUCGGUGUCUACGCUGUCUCGGCCUCCAGUCCCCACCAGCCAUCCUACGCCUGCUACAUGGACGAGCACCUCCACACCUUCCUCGGAGACGUGUUCAGCAUCAAGUGGAUGGAGGACACGGACAGGGAAGACAUUCGUCGCGAGAGUCUGAAGAAGCAGUUCCAAAUCGUGAGGAAGGAAGUGACGUCAUCCACGGUCAUGCACUGGGGGGAGAUAAGACUCGACCGCCAGCACCUCUCGCAGUUCCUCGGGGGGGAAAAGGUCCCCUCAGGAGUGAAGAGCCAAAAGCGAGGAGAUGACCUUUGCCUGAGCUCGGCGACCCCGAGUUACGACGUCCCCGUGGCCGUCCUCGAGGCCCGCAUCCGGACGUCCUCCAGCCCGCAGGAGACGGAGGCGCUGAAGCAACAGCUAGACAACCUCCACCAGAACCGAACUUUCGUGUCCGCCGUCAUGGCCAGCCUGGUCGUCCACGUGACGGACGCCAACCUAGACAUGGUGGACAAAGUAAUGCACAACUCCCACAGCAUCACCCGCUGGCCCUGCUACACCGCCGCCGUCGACGCCUUCGACGCGGGCUGCUUCCGACUGGCUGAGAACCUGUACGCCCUGCGAGUGCUCCAGCCGGUAGUCAACCUGUGCGAGCAUGGCUACACGGCGGAGGAGUUCGCCCGCGCCGUGGAAGCCGUUUGCACUCACGACCCCGUCACCGGCAUGGCAUGAGACGGAGGAGGACGAGGUGGAGUGUGCCUCUGAGGAUGGCCUCUGAGAUCGACUUGAGACGAGUUCACAGAGGUCCUACAUGAGAGAGAGAGAGAGAGAGAGAGAGAGAGAGAGAGAGAGAGAGAGAGAGAGAGAGAGAGAGAGAGAGAGAGAGAGAGAGAGAGAGAG